This is a messenger RNA of Parascedosporium putredinis, 1167 nucleotides long. The record is from the annotation of a GenBank genome assembly. NCBI's taxonomy places the organism in Eukaryota, Fungi, Ascomycota, Sordariomycetes, Microascales, Microascaceae.
AUGACCGCCCCCAUAGUCCUCGAUGGAGGAACCGGGUUCCUCAAGGUGGGCUAUGCGGCGCAGAACUUCCCCGAGUUCCAGUACCCGUCGAUAGUCGGCCGGCCGAUUCUUCGAAGCGAGGAGCGGGGCGACAGCGACCUCGUGAUCAAGGACAUAAUGUGCGGCGACGAGGCCGCGGCCGCCCGCACCAUGUUGCAAAUCAGCUACCCGAUGGAGAAUGGUAUCGUCAAGAAGUGGGAAGACAUGCAGCACCUGUGGGACUACACCUUUUUCGAAAAGAUGAAGAUUGACCCUCGGGGUCGCAAGAUCCUCCUCACCGAGCCGCCCAUGAACCCCUUAAGAAACCGCGAGCAGAUGUGCGAGGUCAUGUUUGAGCGCUACGACUUUGGCGGGGUCUACGUCGCCAUUCAGGCCGUGCUGGCUCUAUAUGCUCAAGGUCUCAGCUCCGGCGUGGUUGUCGAUUCGGGUGACGGCGUUACCCACAUUGUGCCCGUGUACGAGUCGGUCGUGCUUAACCACCUGACGAGGAGAUUGGAUGUUGCCGGCCGAGAUGUUACCAGGAAUCUCAUCGCGCUGCUCACCCGCCGCGGCUACGCGCUCAACCGAACGGCCGACUUCGAGACAGUGCGCCAGAUCAAGGAGAAGCUCUGCUACGUCUCGUACGACCUCGAGCUCGAUAAACGCCUGAGCGAGGACACCACGGUGCUGGUGGAGAGCUACACGCUCCCCGACGGUCGCGUCAUCCGCGUAGGCAGCGAGAGGUUCGAGGCGCCCGAGUGCCUCUUCCAGCCUCACCUCGUCGACUGCGAACAGCCCGGCAUCGCCGAGUUCCUCUUCAACACCAUCCAGGCCGCCGACGUCGACGUGCGGUCCUCCCUCUACAAGGCCAUUGUCCUCUCGGGAGGCUCCAGCAUGUACCCCGGUCUUCCGUCGCGGUUGGAGAAGGAGCUCAAGCAGCUGUGGCUCACGCGCGUGUUGGGCGGAAACCCCGAAAGGCUCAGCAAGUUCAAGGUGCGAAUAGAAGAUCCUCCUCGUAGGAGGCACAUGGUCUUCCUCGGAGGUGCCGUGCUCGCCAACAUCAUGGCGGACAAGGACAGCAUGUGGGUCUCCAAGCAGGAGUGGGAAGAGCAAGGUCCUAGGGUGCUUGAAAAGCUUGGCCCGCGAUAA